Molecule: messenger RNA, 1018 nt
Organism: Drosophila montana
Lineage: Eukaryota; Metazoa; Arthropoda; Insecta; Diptera; Drosophilidae
Product: 2-(3-amino-3-carboxypropyl)histidine synthase subunit 1-like
Exons: 2
Coding region: 496-672 (58 amino acids)
Biological process (GO): protein histidyl modification to diphthamide
Molecular function (GO): 2-(3-amino-3-carboxypropyl)histidine synthase activity
Source: RefSeq, a predicted model, not a curated record
UUGAGGACAGUCAAAAUGCUUAUACGCCCCAAAAGCAGUGGAAAAUAAAAUCAACAACAAAUAUGUAUAGCAUUUAUUGUAAAAAAGCUUAAAUUGUCGUAAAAUGUAUUUAUAAAUAAAUGCAGAUGCUGUAAUCGCAACUAAAAACCACAACAGAAAGGAACCCAAAUAUAUUAAAUUCGACGCAUAUCAAACAAAUUCAAAUGAAAUAGAAUUCGAUAUUAUAACAAAUUUCUUUAUUUUACUUCUAUGUAAAGUUAGAUGAGUUGCCUCUUGCCGAUCUUGCGGACAUGGAUACGGACACGGAACUAUUGAGCAUUGAUUAUUGAGCAGUGCAGUGCCAUCGAAUUGUAACCCGCUGCUGAAGGCUUACAAGUACGAUCCGUGCGAGAAGAAGAAGUUCACCGUGGAGCAUUAUGAUCACAUUAUGAUUACUAGGCACACUUGGUCGACAGGGCAGAGCUCGUGUGCACCGAUUUCUGGAGAAGCGUCCACAUGCCAAGGGAAUUGCAUUGCACCACCUGGUCGCUGCUGUCUGAGAUCUUUCCACAGAUUGCCUUCGUGCAGAUUGCCUAUCCACGUCUGUCCAUUGAUUGGGGCUCAGCCUUUGAGCAGCCACUGCUGAAUCCCUAUGAGCUAUCCGUGGUGCUGGGCUACAUUGAGUCAUAUUGACGCCAGAUAAUGCCUCGCCACGCAAUAUGGCUUAUCCCAUGGACUUCUAUGCCAGCGGCAGCCUGGGCCCCCGGACGCCUAACCUUAAGCCACCAGCGCUGGGUGAAUGCGAGAAGAAGUUUGCCCGCGGCAGACUGUUGUUGGAGAAGGACGAAACCGGCAAGGCGGCAUAUGGCAGCAUUAGCCGACAUAUGUACUUGAUUUCAAGAAGGGCUAAAAGAUAAUACAAUUUGCAGUGUGAGCACACCUGAAGCUCUCCUCAUUUCUAUCUAGGUAAUCACCUAUGUUUAUGUUUAUGUGCCCGCCCAGCCCAAAUGUAAUAUGGUAUACUUACUAAUUUAAGUUA